AUGCAUGUUAAAUGCACUUAUAAUGGAGUUCCAUUAUCCGAAAGGGAAUUCCCAAAAAAACUGGCUAACAGAGGGUAUUCAAAUAAAGAUACUAUUUCCAUUUCGUCUGAAGCCUUGGCACAGAUCAAAGAUCAAAUUUUCUCAUAA
Linum tenue is the source of this 147-nucleotide messenger RNA. Lineage: Eukaryota; Viridiplantae; Streptophyta; Magnoliopsida; Malpighiales; Linaceae. The record is from the annotation of a GenBank genome assembly.